CCCGCAAUCUUGCUGCAUGACGGCCCACUAUGUACGCUAUUACCGAGUCCAGAAAAAAAUAAACCACCGGAAAAGCCAAAGCGCAACACUCGCACUGAUAUGACUCCGGCCGAAAUUGACUUUGCGGCAGAAGCGCGGGCUAUAUGUCGAGCAAAUGACGAUGAUGAGCGCAACGGCGGAGCUUGUAGUGUGGGCGGACACGCGCCAAAACGCCAAAAGACGGAGAAGCAGUCGAGUACUGAGGGUAGUCAGAUUGUCGCGGCAGUUAUAUCCCCUUCCCUUGUCCUAAAGCCGUCGCGUGGAGGGAAUCGCGAAAAUGUUCACUCCACGGAUGCAGAGGUCUGCUCAAACUGCGAAGUAACGUACCGAAAUCGUGGUAACCAAAGUUCUCGCGAAGCAAUGCAGUCGGCGGAUUGGCUCUUUCCUAUUAAGAAAGAUGGCGCAACUUCUUCAACGGAACUUACCAAGAACGACGCGCUGCUGUCGGUGACCGACCUUGCGGCUUCGACCUCGAGAGCCGCCAGCGGAAGUUCGAACACAGGACAGGGAACGGACAACAACUCGCUAAGAUCGGGGACGACGGUAGUAAAAAAAGAGAAUAUAGCGAAAAGUACGGCGGAGAACCUAGAUGACAGUUUGGCGCUACCCGUCGAGUCUACCGAGCGAAUGUGGCAAGUACAGCGUAAACGCAAAGCGCGAAGCCGCGCGCGAGAAAUGGAAGCGGCAGAGCACGUAGUUAUGCAAAAAGUUAUCGACGAACGACGGGGUAGAAUUACCCAGCAACAAAUAUGGGCGCGACUAAUUGAAGCUGGCGCGCUGACUAACGCUGCUUCCAAAUAUGACCCGAAGUCGGCGGCUGCUAGAAAGUAUGUUUCGCGGCUUAUGGGUGGAUGGGAGGUUCGAAAUACUGCGACGCAGGACGUGCGGGAUAUCGACGCAAUUCCACGAUCAAAACCGAACUUUUCAGGCAACACAAUGGGGAACUUGAAACGAUUCGAAAGCAUCCUAAGGACGUGGUGCAGUUUUCACCUGACUAAGAAGAAAAUCCGCAAGUUUAUGAACUGGAACGAAAACGCUGACCUUGCUGGGUGCGUUGACCUUGUAUCAGUCGAUGAAGUGCCUGUAUUAAAGUUCUAUGUGCCGACUGGCGGCUUCGACACCUGCGUAACAGUCACCGAAAAGGGAGAAUACUGCCAAGAACGCGAGAAUAACUCGUCGCACGGAUCGGUUAUGGCGUGGGCCUGCAGUAACCCCGCGCUUCGCAUUCCCCCACUUGUCGUGCUCAGUCGUGACUGGGUUAUUGGAAAGUCGCAUCGACUAGAGACGCGCUAUAAAGACUGUGUCCACGCUAUCGGGCAUUUUGGAACGUGUGAAGUUAACCCGGCAAACGCGCGAAACGGUUACGUAACCCGGGACAUGUUUUGGGACGCUCUGAAUUCGUUUGGGAAGAAUAAGAGGACGAUCGUCGGUUGGAACAAGCCGUGCAUUUUACUCUUCGAUGAGUGUAAUAGCCACUCCUAUACGGACGUAGAGUCGGACUUCUUUGUCCAAGAGUAUAAUAUCUGGUUUGUCCGAAUCGGG
Messenger RNA from Amoebophrya sp. A25, 1581 nucleotides. Lineage: Eukaryota; Dinophyceae; Syndiniales; Amoebophryaceae. The record is from the annotation of a GenBank genome assembly.